GAAAGGUGAGGAGCGCAUUGGGGGGGGGAGGGCAACACAAUGCCAGAAGAGCCAGCUCACCUGCAGACGUGACACAGAGAAACGAAGAAGAGAAAAAAGACUAAGAAGAAGAAGAAAAAGACGCGCAGGGGCCAAAUUACGCACAGGAGGAGCGGCAGAGGAGCGUUGGAGGAGCGGCGGCGCGUUGAGGCGCACUGAGCCACCGGGGAACCAUGACCGUGGUGCCCGGGGAGAACCUGGAUGAGACGGUCGCUCUGGACCCGCAGCAGAGCACCAGGAACCAGGACUGCUGCUGCGAGCGCGUGCUCAUCAACAUCUCCGGGCUGCGCUUCGAGACGCAGCUCCAGACGCUGGCGCGGUUUCCGGAGACGCUCCUCGGGAACCCGAAGAAGAGGAUGCGUUUCUUCGACCCGCUGCGCAACGAGUACUUCUUCGACCGGAACAGACCCAGCUUUGACGCCAUCCUGUACUACUACCAGUCCGGGGGGCGGCUGCGGAGGCCGGUGAACGUACCCGUGGACAUCUUCAUGGAGGAGAUCAAGUUCUAUGAGUUGGGAGAGGAGGUGGUGGAGAACUUCAAGGAGGACGAGGGGUUCAUUAAGGAGGAGGAGCGCCCCCUGCCGGAGAGCGACUUCCAGCGGCAGGUGUGGCUCCUGUUCGAGUACCCGGAGAGCUCGGGGCCGGCGCGUGGAAUCGCCAUCGUCUCCGUGCUCGUCAUCCUCAUCUCCAUCGUGAUCUUCUGCCUGGAAACGCUGCCGGAGUUUCGGGAGGACUCGCAGCUGCAGCUGUCCGAGCAGAUCAACGGCACCUCGACGCGGCUCAAGAAGCCGAACCCCUUCACCGACCCGUUCUUCAUCGUGGAGACGCUGUGCAUCAUCUGGUUCUCCUUCGAGCUGCUGGUGCGCUUCCUGGCGAGCCCGAGCAAAGCCGCCUUCUUCAGGAACAUCAUGAACACCAUCGACAUCGUGGCCAUCAUGCCCUACUUCAUCACGCUGGGGCUGGAGCUGGCCGAGCACCAGGGCAACGGGCAGCAGGCCAUGUCGCUGGCCAUCCUGCGGGUGAUCCGCCUGGUGAGGGUGUUCCGGAUCUUCAAGCUGUCGCGACACUCCAAGGGGCUCCAGAUCCUUGGGAAAACCCUGCAGGCCAGCAUGCGGGAGCUGGGUCUGCUCAUCUUCUUCCUCUUCAUCGGAGUCAUCCUGUUCUCCAGCGCCGUGUACUUCGCAGAAACGGACGACCCCCACUCCGGCUUCUCCAGCAUCCCGGACGCCUUCUGGUGGGCCGUGGUGUCCAUGACGACGGUGGGCUACGGGGACAUGUGUCCGGUGACCAUUGGUGGGAAGAUCGUGGGGUCGCUGUGCGCCAUCGCCGGGGUCCUGACCAUCGCGCUGCCCGUCCCCGUAAUCGUGUCCAACUUCAACUACUUCUACCACCGCGAGACGGACCACGAGGAGACGUUCCAGUACAAACACGUGACCUGCGGGCAGCAGUACGAGCCGCACGGCGACAGCAAGCCCUCCCUCUGCAAGGCCGACUUCCUGGAGAGCGGCGAGGAGGACGAGGAGUCUUUGAAGCACACCAACUGCAGCCCGAGCAAAGUCUACCGCGGGAAGCUGACCGACGUCUGAGGAGGACCAGCUCGGGUUUCAAUGGAGACUGAAGAGAAGAAACAGGAUCCGAGUUUCUGCUCCAAGACAUGGAUUCAUUUAGGAGGGAUUGGACUCCUCAUUUAUCCAACAACUGUUCUUCCAUUACGCCUGAGAGGAGGAAGGGAUCAUUAAGAACCGGUUAUAACCCAUUAACCAGUACCCGCUGUGGGAGAGUUCCCACCAAGACAUGGAACCAUUCAGUCAUGAUCCAGUUAUCCAGAAACUGUUCCUUUAGGGUGGAUUAUAAUCAGAGGAGGGAGGAGUACUCAGCUCUGGUACUCAGUAAAAGUAGAAGUACUCAGAUCUUGUACUUGAAUAAAGUAGAAGUACUCAGGUCUUGUACUUGAGUAAAGUAGAAGUACUCAGAUCUUGUACUUGAGUAAAGUAGAAGUACUCAGGUCUUGUACUUGAGUAAAGUAGAAGUACUCAGGUCUUGUACUUGAGUAAAGUAGAAGUACUCAGAUCUUGUACUUGAGUAAAGUAGAAGUACUCAGGUCUUGUACUUGAGUAAAAGUAGAAGUACCAGAGUGUAGGAAUACUCUGUCACAGUGAAAGUAUUCUAAAUGUUCCUCCAGUGAAAGUAGAAAGUACUCUCCUCUAAAUGUACUUAAAGUAGCGACAGUAAAAGUAGUCAUUGUCUGAUUGGUCCAUUUCAGAAUAAUAUCUCUGAUAUGUUUUAUAAUGAUUGAUCAGUAAAGAGUAGAAGUACACAGAAGCAGAACAUUGAAGUACCUUAUAAAUGUACAUAGUUCCACCUCUGAUUAUAAUCCACAUUUCUCCAAAUACUGUCUUCCCUCACGCACGGCCUGAGUGGACAGCCAGCUGUAGCACUUUACUAAUGUUAUUUUUAAUGUUUAUCUUAGUAAAUGAGUAAUUUAUUACCAAAUUAAUGCAGGUUUAAAGUUUACAUUUGCUUUUUUUAAUAUUUGAAGGACGAGGGACACAAAACAGGACCAAUUUAAUCUAAAAUACACCAAAAAAAAGCACUGUUUUCUUCAAGCAUUUAAAAAACAUCCAAACCAACAGCGCCACCGUGUGGAGGAAACACAGCACUGCGCCUCCACGGAUUCAACCGAAGCAGUUUCUAUAGCAACCUUCCAGACUUUUCUGUAUUCUCUGACACAGGAGUGAAGGACGAGGCCACGAAAAAACCACCAUGUUGCGCAGAAAGCCUCCAUGUUGUCUGAGUCCAGAGCCUCAGUUCAACUUUCACCAGAAAACAAACAUUAAAUAAUAGUAAUAACUUCAUCGAAACACGUGAUGCUCCAAUUAUGAGAUGUUAGGGUUACAGAUGACAAUCAAAUAACCAGACAUGUCCUUUACAAGUCCCCAAAGACAUUACUGAGCUUAUAUUUUUAUAUUUAAAGAGACAGGAUAUAAUGAACAAGAAAGGAAAUUGUCACAUUCAAUAGUUUGAGAUGUUUUAGAGCUCGACUGAUGCUGAUUUUGGGAUGGAUUUGCCCAAUAUGAACCCCAAGAUACUCAUUUAAUGUCUUAAGCUGGACACUUUUGAGUCAAUGAGACAUUCUCUUCAUUGUUUGUAUGGCAAAGCAAACAUUUAAUUAACAAAAACUAAAUCAAUCUGGAAAAAAAGAUUGUAGAAAAUGCGAUGUAUGGAAGGUAAAAGGUGCCACAAUGGGAAUUUUUCUCAUUGGUUAUUUUAUUUGAAAUCAAAAAUGAAUUUACCUUCAGGAAACACCAUUCCUUACCAAACACCAAUUAUUUUGUGUUUUAAAUCUAUUGAUAUUUAAAACUUGCCCCAAUUUUAGGCGUCUUAAGCAAAUCCAGUCUAAAUAAACGUCCAAUUAGAUGAUGAUCUUCCAGUCACAUGACCCAAGGGUUUUCAAAACUCAAUACUUCAUCAACCGGUCCCCUGCUGUGUUUGAGGCUUCCUUAAAAACCCCUCUCAUUAAAGCACCUGACUUCAUAUUCUGGACUCAAAAGCUUAUGGAAGAAGAAGGAGACUUUUCUGGGAAGAAAGUGAGGGAUUUAAAACCAGUUUCCUGGAGAUGUUGGAUUAUUAUCUGAUGGACGGACGGACAGACGAUGGACGACCAACGACAGGACGUCUCGUCACAAAGAGAGUUGAAGAAACCCUCCACCUCGUCAAACCCCAGAUUCCACCUCCCGUCCUCCCUCCUCCUCUUCUUCCUCCUUCCUCCGGUGAAGGGGACAGAGACUCGUACAAGGCUGAGAGGCCGCGGGACUCUGAGGUACGACACACGCUACUUGAAUCUUCGUAUUUACAACAUGUCUGCUGGCUAACGGAGUCCUUCGUAUGUUCGUGAAAAAACAUGUAUUUUGGGGAGAUGUUCUCGUCCGUAGGUCCUGUCACAUCUCAUAUCCAAACCAGGAGCAUGCUGGGAGAGUAGAGCAUGUGACCAGAAGACAGAAACACGGGAACAACGUCAUCGAUGUGUUCAAUCAUUCAUGUUGGCUGGUGGAGUUAGGCACUAAAUCUAUAUUUUUUAAUUGAUCAUACUGUAUAUGUUUUAUAAGGAAAGGAAUAGUUUAAUUAUUUUGUAGAUUUUUAACAUUUUUUCUAAUUUUAAUUUCAUUUAUUUUAAUGUUUGCCUUGGCAGCUCUGAUGAAAACGUCUGCCUGCCUGAAACACUUUAGAAAAAGGUUAACACCGCCCCUUAGAGAAGGAUGUUUGUACGGGAGGAUAAGACCUUUGAUUUCCUUUGAAUGUGUCUGAUGGGUUUUUGAUCACAAUGCUGUAAAUCUGUUAUUAUUGAUAACAUCUACCUCAGUGUCCGCUCAUCACCGACAGAAGCAAACCCUGAUCGUGUCCCGCUGUGAUCUGAAUGCUUCUCUACCUGUGCAACUCAAGCCCUCUAAAAACUGCCCUGUGAUAUCACACAUCACUCUGUACAGGGCGUAGAGAAUCCCAAAUAAUGCUCGAGGUGAAGCUUAUGAAACCACGAUACCUGUAGCUGCAGACCGUUUACUUCGCACAUGGUGUGCUUUGUUAAGUGUUUGCACCAGCGAGUGGGACUGAUGGUGUUUCUCAUUUAAGGGCAGCCAUUUUCUUACCAUUGAUAAAAUGAAGUGGGUAAACCCGUCUUAAGGAGAUAAAUCGUGUAAAGAUUGAAGAUAAACUGACUUUAUGCUAUGAUGGAAGAUGCUGAUAGCUAGCUUAAGAAAAGACAGGACGAAAGGGGAAACGGCCAGCCUUAAACAACAACAACAACAACAACAACAACAACAACAAACAACCAGAAGAAACUCUGAAGCUGACUCUGGCUUCCAGACUUCCACCAAAUUGUAUAAGAAUUGGACUUGUAGUUUUUCACUAAUCCUGCAGAGAAAAGAACUAACUGAACCGAGCUAAUGAAGCUACAGGUGGUGAAGCUACGAUGAACAGCUUCAUGAAUACAAGUCAAAACAAACAGAUACAAACAACAGAUAACAGAUACAAACAACAGAUACAAACAACAGAUACAAACAACAGAUACAAACACAGACAAACCUCGUUGGAACAGAUCAGGAGUUUUUCUUCCUUGUUUUUAUUUACUAGCCCAAUAAAUGCUAACCGUUUCCCUUUACUUUCAGUCUUUGUGCUAAGCUAAGCUAGGCUAGCAUGCCCUUGACGUAUCGCUUCUCAAACAAUAUCGAACUUUUGGGAACAAAAAUAUUUUUUCCAUAAAAAUCACAGCAAAAUCUUCCAUCAGUCCCCGAGCAUCAGCUCUGCAGUUUUGAGUUGUUGUGUUUUCUGCUUUGCCGGGAGGGUGGGGGGGCUGAUGAGCUGUGACUCUGCAUUAGUGAAAUGAUUAAUGUAUUCUGCAAACUGUACGUUAUGUCCUCAUGACUAAAGACUUAAAGUCAGUCGUGUCGGUUCAUCCUCACCAUGUGACAACCAUUGCUCUCAGAGGUCAUCUUCAUCACCAGCUCCAGCUCAGACUCGUCCCCAUCCAUCUUUUUCUCAUGCAACGAUCAGAAGCAAUAGUGUGAAGGGUUGGGAACGUCGGUGUGAAAGCAAAAUGAAUUUCUGAUUGAUUUCCUUCUUCAGUUUUUAAAUUUUAUUUCCAGUUGUUUUUAUUUUGGACAAUCUGUUCAAUUGUGAUCUAUUUUGAUAAUUGUUUAUUCCGAUGGAUCUCCAGGUGUUUCAGACGACUUCACAUGCAGGUGUGUGCUUUAUCUGUGUCUGGUUGGUGUUUCAUGUGAUGUUAAACGUUGCACUGGACUGGGUGCCAGUGCUGGGGUGUAAUGGUGUUGGGAUGAAGGGAUGGAUCUGUAAAGCCCAACUUUAAUUAAUGUCUACGACAGUAAACCUACCUGUGUUGCAAGUGGAGAAACCAGUCUUACACAAACAGGAAAUCCAUCCCAUUUGAAGUUCACUGGUUUCAUGAGGGUCAACAAACCGACUUCUUGUAAAACAAAAAUGUUCGUAAACAAAAUAAAAAGCCCUGCAGAGUUUGGAUUUGAAAUGCUAUGCUCUGAGAAGCUUCACACUUUAAACUGCAUAUUCAAAAACAGACAGAAACCAGAGGGUUUGAUGAUUAGCAAUAAUGCAUGGAUAGUAGAGUAUCGUCAGCAUGCAGGGAUUCGUCUGGUUGAUCAAACUGUGUAUAUAUGGAGUUACUAGUGCCUUAAUCAUACCCUGAUUCAGUUGAUUACCCUAUCAAAUGCAUCUGAGGAAGACCGGUAGUAGUUAUAUUAGCACUGUGGGGAGGCCGUGGAGUAGAAAUAAUGUAAAUGAAUAUAUUGAAUGUACAGUUCGUCUUCCUGGUUGCUGGUUGGAGAGGAAAGGAAAUAAAAGAAAUGGUACAAAGAUAAACCCUGGUGUUAUCUCAUGCACUCAAGAUUAAAAUAACAAUAUCAGGUCUCUAGGAUAUCCGUGGCUCAGUGCGUUAGUGCGCUGAUCAGGGGAGCACAGGUUCGAUCCCCACUGCAGUCAGCAUGCCGUCGGGUCCUUGGGCAAGACACUUCUUACCCCAAAUUGUGGGGAAAAGUUUCAAACAAGUGACAUGCAAUAAUAAUAUCUGUACAACUCCAGAUACAUACUUUGAGUUCAUAUAUUUUCAGAAAAUUGGAACAAAAAGUUGUGUUUUUGCCUAAAAAGAUAUUUGCAGUUAUGUCCCUUUUGAGCUUCCUUAGUUUGUUUUUUUGAACCGACAUUCCUCUCUAUUUUCUUUGGAGGCAAGAGAAAAAUAAAACUGUGAUUUUAUUUUUAUACUUUUGUGCAUUUAUCUUUAUUUGUGCUGUCCGAUGGUAGAAUUGUUAAUUACGACUCAGCGAAAGUUUCUUUGAAUGAAAGUGAAACUACUACACCAGCGGUGGUCCACACUACGGCCCGGGGGCCACUUUUAUGUGGCCCUCAGCAAAUUCUAAAAGUAUAACGGAAUAUGGCCAACACUUGAAACUAGUGCUUUCUUAUAUUACCCUUCUUAAAUAUAUAAAAGCAUUCAAUAACACAGGAGUAUUCAUGCACUGAGUCCAAUGUUCAAAUAAAUUCAGUCAACUAAAGUUGAAAACACUUUCUAACAAUGUUUUGUUAAAGUCUGAGUUCAAAAUAAAAAAGACGUGUUCACAUAAGAGGAAAUAGACCCCUCAUCGACCCCCUUAUUGUCAGCCUCUGAGGCUUUCUGUUGUAAGGAAUGAGCUGUAAUGUAAAUAAAUGAAACCCUAUGAAGAGCUGGGAUGUUUCCUUAAAGCAUGUUCAUGUUUCAAGUAUAAUUUACCUACAUUUGAUUGAUUUUUGUACUUACUCAUGAGGCCUCCUGUAGUGAGGGGCCCAGACCUGUGUAUGUUGUUCUGUAUGUGGCCCUCAGUGAAAAGGUUUGGACGCCCCUGAUGUACACUGACAGCUUUUGCUGAUGAGUAAAUGAAUGAAUGUUCCUAAUUCAGACUCACCUCCGCAGAACAUCUGAACAACUCAAGCUGUUUCUUAUUCCGCUGUAAAGAGAAGAAUCAGGUUUUGUUUACUGGCUUUAAUCUUAGUUUUGAAGCUCCAGAUAAAAAAACGGUGGGUUUUAAAAGAGGACAGAGAAAGACUGAAAAAAGAAGUCAAAUUAUUUCAUAGACCUUCAUGUAUUUGAGGUGUGUUUGUCUCAUGGGGUUUUCUGUCUGCAAAACCUCAACCUGUGUCGUCAGUGUUUGAAUCUCAGAUGAUAUUUUCCCGUGUGUUUCACUGUAUGAAGUAAACAAAGUCCUUCCUGAUGUAAAGUAUGUCUUGGGAUCGUACGUACACUGUAUAUGUACAACAGAGUCAUUCUGGAUCGUUGUGACGACGUUUAAUGUGGCCUUUUUUCUUUCUCUUUAACGUACUGCAAUGUUGAAAAUGAUUUGUAUAAUAUGACAUGAUGUAUAUUAAAGUGACGAGGCUUUAUGUUUCUACCAGA
Eleginops maclovinus (Patagonian blennie) is the source of this 7990-nucleotide messenger RNA. RefSeq names its product shaker-related potassium channel tsha2-like. Gene Ontology annotation, cellular component: membrane; voltage-gated potassium channel complex. Gene Ontology annotation, molecular function: protein binding; delayed rectifier potassium channel activity. The coding region runs from base 213 to 1625 and encodes 470 amino acids. The transcript is spliced from 4 exons. The record is from RefSeq and is a predicted model, not a curated record. Gene Ontology annotation, biological process: potassium ion transmembrane transport; protein homooligomerization. NCBI's taxonomy places the organism in Eukaryota, Metazoa, Chordata, Actinopteri, Perciformes, Eleginopidae.